AUGAAUCGGUUCAAGUUUGGUGACCCCGAUGACUCGGGUUCGGACUUCGAUGCGGAUUCAACUGACCUUCCCUUCCCCGAACCAUUAUCUCGACUGUCAUUCCUCGCCCCUGACUUCGAUCCGGCUACCUUCCUUUCAUCCUUGACAAACCGUCAUCAGAGGCUUGAAGAUCUAAGACAAGAACUGCGAUCAUUAGAGCAGCUACUCAACAAAGAGCUGUUAGAUCUAGUCAAUGAAAACUACCAAGACUUUCUUUCUUUGGGGACUGUACUGCGCGGCGGCGAGGAGAAGGUCGAAGGUGUAAAAGUGGGCUUAUUAUCUUUCCGACGAGAUGUACAAUCGAUUCGUGACAAAGUUGAAGAACGGCGCAGGGAGGUCGAGGGGUUAUUAAACGAGAAACGACAACUUCGGUCCAAUGCGGAUAUUGGCAAGAACCUAUUGGAUUAUGCGGACCGAGUCGAAGAGUUAGAACACCGUUUGAUGAUUGAAGACAAGUCAGGCUCCGAUAAGCAUGCUGAUGACGAAUCAGACGCCGAGUCUGAUUUAUAUGGGAAUGGCAGCGACGAGAGCGACGAUGAAGAGCUGGAAGAUGGAACAGCACCCGUGUCACUAAAGCGACUGGAGCGACAUGUACAGAAAUAUGUGUUCUUAAACUCGAUCGCUCCGACAGUGGGCAAGGAACAUCCAUUCUUACUUGCUCAACAGCCACGUGUGUCAAAAAUCAAGUCAAUUGUACUUCUAGAUUUGAGGACAGCGCUUGAGCAGGCCAAGCAUGUUGGUAAAAAGCGGGAUGCAAGAACUAUGGCUGUGUUGCGCCUCUACGACCUAAUGGGUGAGGAUGCCAGCCCAGUGGCCGCGUUGAAGAAUCUCAAAAUAUAG
Molecule: messenger RNA, 879 nt
Organism: Penicillium angulare
Lineage: Eukaryota; Fungi; Ascomycota; Eurotiomycetes; Eurotiales; Aspergillaceae
Product: COG2 family protein
Exons: 2
Coding region: 1-879 (292 amino acids)
Biological process (GO): intra-Golgi vesicle-mediated transport; Golgi organization; protein transport
Cellular component (GO): membrane; COG complex
Source: RefSeq, a predicted model, not a curated record